Molecule: messenger RNA, 1613 nt
Organism: Chrysoperla carnea
Lineage: Eukaryota; Metazoa; Arthropoda; Insecta; Neuroptera; Chrysopidae
Exons: 7
Coding region: 62-1525 (487 amino acids)
Source: RefSeq, a predicted model, not a curated record
UUGGAUGGUAUCAAAAACAUUUCAAUUGUUUCGUAAGUGAAUCAAAAAUAAUAAUCCAAAAAUGAAAUCUAUAACACUUGCUGUGUUUGUAAUUGUGGCUUUGGCUGCAAUUGUGGUUUAUGCUGAUGAAGAAAAAUAUUCUAGUAAAUUCGAUAAUAUCGACGUUGAUUCUAUUCUUAAAAACGACCGUUUAUUGAAGAAUUAUAUGGAUUGUGUUGCUGGAAAAGGAAAAUGUACUCCAGACGGUGAAGAAUUAAAAAAACACAGCAAAGAAGCUCUUGAUAAUUGUUGUGCAAAAUGUACCGAUAAACAAAAGGAGAUUUUCCGAAAAAUUUACAAACAUUUAGAAACCAACAAACCAGAAUUACUUGCUGAACUUAAACAACAAUACGAUCCAACUGGCGAACAUGAACAGAAAUGUAAAUCACAAUUUGAAGGAACUACCAUUGUUUACGCUCAAGAUGGAUAUCCAUCAACUGGUUUGAAUAUCGAUGAAGCUAUUAAAAAUCUUGAUCUAUUUAAAAAUUAUAUUUCAUGUCUUGAUAAUACUAGACCAUGUUCGCCAGAAGGUGAACAAAUCAAAAAAAACAUAGGUGAAGCUGUAGCAACAUGCUGUGCAAAAUGUAAUCCAAAACAAAAAGAGGAAUUUAGUAAAGUAUACCGACAUUUGGCAACAGCUUUACCAGAUGGAUUAGAUCGUCUUCGAAAAUUAUACGAUCCAACUGGUGUAUAUGAACCAGAAUGUAGAAAACAAUAUGCUGAUGUAGCCCGUUUCCACAGUCUCCGAGUGAAUCACCAGGUCCAAUCAUGGCUUGGAAAAUACAAUAAUCCUGAAUAUCGGGGCUGGAAAAAGCAUGGAAACAUUUGGAUGCCAAUCCAAAGUUCGAAGUGCUCCACAGUGUGCCUCUAUUGCUCUGGAGAAACCUGUACCAACAUUAUGGAAGUAACAAAAUUAAUGGAAGAAAAUGAAUUUGAAGAAGAAUUACCAACGAUGACUCCAACUUUAACUCCUGUCAUUCCUCAAACCUUCACAUUCGAUGUUGAAUUACAAUCUGAGCCACAGCCUGGAGAAUCUAAGCCACAACUUGGAGAAUCUGAACGACAACCUGGACCAUCGAAGAAGAAACAGUUAAUUCGUUUUUUCUACAACAAUAUUCUAAAUUUUAUUACAAUGAAAUUGUUAAUUGUGAUUGUUGCAUUAGCUGCCAUUGUUUACGCACAAGAUGGAUAUCCAUCAACUGGUUUGAAUAUCGAUGAAGGUCUUAAAAAUGCUGAUCUAUUUAAUAGUUAUAUUUCAUGUCUCGAUAAUACUGGGCCAUGUACGCCAGAAGGAGAACAAAUAAAAAAUAUAUUGGGUGAAGUUGUAGCAACAUGCUGUGCAAAAUGUAAUCCAAAACAAAAAGAUAUUUUUCGUAAUGUAUACAAACAAUUGGCAAAAACAUCACCAGAUGCAUUAGAUCGUCUUCGAAAAAUAUACGAUCCAACUGGUGCAUAUGAACCAGAAUGUAGAAAACAAUUCCCUUAAAUGUUAAAAAAUGAAUCAUUACAAAAUAUGUGAAUAAAACAUCGAAAAGAUUUGAGGACAAAAAACUGUUUUUGUUUAAAUAAAAUUU